Molecule: messenger RNA, 1227 nt
Organism: Micromonas pusilla CCMP1545
Lineage: Eukaryota; Viridiplantae; Chlorophyta; Mamiellophyceae; Mamiellales; Mamiellaceae
Exons: 1
Coding region: 1-1227 (408 amino acids)
Biological process (GO): canonical NF-kappaB signal transduction
Molecular function (GO): protein binding
Source: RefSeq, a predicted model, not a curated record
AUGGGGCGCGGCGGCUCGCCCUCCUCCUCCGGGCGCGACGACGGCGAGCUCUCCGGAGACGCGAAGACGUACCAGAAGCUCCUCCGCGGCGCGCGGAAGGGCUCGCUGCAUCGCGUGAAGAAGUACGCCAAGCGACUGCGACGCGCGCCCGCCGUGGAUCUCGAGACGCGAAGCGCUGUCCAACUCGACCGCGCGCGCACCGCGCUCCACCUCGCGUGCGACGCCGGCGCGGACGACGUCAUCGCGUGGCUCUUAAAGCGCGGCGCGGACGUCGCCGCGGUGGACGCCGACGGGAACACGCCCGCGCAUCUCCUCGCGCGUCACGCCGCGGUGCGCGAUCGCGCCGUCGAGCGCUUGCGGAAGCACGGCGCGAGCGCGCACGCGAGGAACGCGCGCGGGGAGACGCCGACCGCGCUCGCGGAGAGGGCGCACGAGGCGCACGCGGCGAGCGCGCGCGCGCACGCGGAGCGCCGCGCGGAGCGGCGCCGCGCGGAGUCCGGGGGGAGAGGUUUAGGGGGAGGGGGCGGAGACGACGACGGCUACGAAGGAUUCGGCGACGCGAGCGCGCGCGCGGCGGCGAACGAGGCGCGUCGAUGGCGCGAGAAACUGAUGGACGCCGCGUUCGCGGGCGGCGAGAUCGACGAGUUCGGCGGCGGCGGCGGCGGCGUGGAGGCGGGCGAGUCGCACCGAGCGUUCUUCGAGUCGUACGGCGACGAGGACGAUCCAGACGCGUAUCGAUGGCGCGAGGAGGAGGAAGCGUACCGGAGGUACGUCGAGGAGGGCAUAAGCGCGCGGAAGCGGAAGCGGGUUUCGGAAACCCUAGACGGAAACCCUAGACGCUCGAGGGAGGACGUCGCGCGGGCGCACGCGGACGCGACGCGCGCGAGAGACGCGGAGGCGCAGCGCGUGUUGGACGACGCGCGGAGACAGGACGCGGAGUGGCGCGAGAAGACGUCCCGAAACGCCGCCGCCGCCGCCGCCGCCUCCUACCGCGAGCGAUGGGGCCGCGCCGCGGCGAUGAUCGACGGCGGCGCGGUCGACCUGAGGUUGACCGACGUUCCGUGGCCGGUCAGCGCGAGGGUGUUGACCGGCGACGCGGUCGCGGCGAAGCGCGCGUUGCGCGCGGCGUUGACGAGGGGCGCCGCGGGCGCGGCGGAGUCGAGGAAGGCGCGUUCUAUACACUGGUCCCCAUACGACCCCGUCGGCGUGGUGAACGCCGAUCCUUAA